UUUGAUCCGGGGUGUGCACACUUGUCCUCUGCAAUGUACGUUGCAGGCUUUGAGGUGACCACCAUGGACGAAGCCUGCCAGGAAGGAAAUAUCUUCGUCACCACCACUGGCUGCGAGGACAUCAUCCAGGCACAUCACUUUGAGAGCAUGAAGGACGACGCCAUAGUGUGCAACAUCGGACAUUUUGACUGCGAGAUCGACAUGAGCUGGCUCAACGCCAACGCCGCGGAAAAGAUCAACAUCAAGCCGCAGGUAAAACCAACUGAGAUUACAAUAAUCAACUCAGACAUAAUAUAUUCUUUGUCAUCUGGAAAGAAUUCAUAACGGCGGCGCAAAGAA
Messenger RNA from Hippocampus comes (tiger tail seahorse), 339 nucleotides. Its product is annotated as adenosylhomocysteinase-like. The transcript is spliced from 2 exons. Bases 34 to 324 code for a protein of 96 amino acids. The record is from RefSeq and is a predicted model, not a curated record. Lineage: Eukaryota; Metazoa; Chordata; Actinopteri; Syngnathiformes; Syngnathidae. Gene Ontology annotation, cellular component: cytosol. Gene Ontology annotation, biological process: L-methionine cycle. Gene Ontology annotation, molecular function: adenosylhomocysteinase activity.